GCGUUGUGGAUCUAUGCAUAUGAUGUCGGACGUUAUCUGUGUUGAAACGAAGAAAAAGAGGAGCAGAGAGGGGAUUUGGGACAAUUAUUGAGGAGGGACAUGGCCCAAGAGACCAACCAGAGCCAGGCUCCUCUGCUCUGUACAACCGGCUGUGGUUUCUAUGGAAGCCCCAGGAAUAAUGGCAUGUGUUCGGUGUGCUACAAAGAUUUCCUUCAGAGACAAAACAGCAAUGGAAGGAUCAGUCCACCAGGUUCAUCCUCCACCGACAGCAGUAUCGGAGAGUCCUUCCUAGCACAGUGUUCUGACACUGCUACUGUACCCGUAUCAACAGCCAUAACGCAUACAGACACGUCUGGACACAGCAGUGGUGUGACAACAGCCUCAGCAACCUCUCCAACAGAAGAGAGCGCCUCUGGAGUGAAGGCCAGCCUAAAGGCUGACGAUUUACAAACAGCAGUGUCUGAAGACUCGGCCCAGACAUCCACUGAGAUCACGGAGAAACCCAAAACCAAGAAAAAUCGCUGCUUCACCUGCCGCAAGAAGAUUGGCCUCACAGGCUUUGAUUGCAGAUGUGGCAAUGUGUUCUGCAGCAUGCACCGUUACUCUGACACUCACAAUUGUUCCUUCGACUACAAAGCUGACGCUGCAGAGAAGAUCAGGAAAGAGAAUCCCGUCAUUGUUGGAGAGAAGAUCCAGAAGAUCUAAGAACAUUCACAGUGGAUCUUACCAGAAGCCUACAACUUAAACUCAACCAUGUUUGUGUUUCCAGUCUCUUUCUGAUUAGUUGGUGUCCCGUAGGCCAACCCACCUGUCUACUUUCUCAUCAUUAAAUCAUGCAUGCCACUCAAAAACUCAUCUCUGGACACUUUUUUUUUUUUUUUUUCCAAAUUUAAUUGUAUCUUAAUUGCUUUCAGUCACCUUCUUGUUUUUAACUCUGAAUGUUUUGGUUUCUGGAUUAUGCAAUAGAUGAAAAAAAAAAUAAUCAAGCCCUAUUAAUAAAAAAAGUUUUUUAAAAAAGUAAGUUGGGGCUACUUGAAGGGCUGUGAUUUUCUUUCAUGAUGUUAAAACACCAUGCAUGUUGACCCAUCAGCAAUAUUUCCUGAAUAAUUUGUACUGUAUGGUAUGUAGCCUUUGUUUUUAUACCAUCAAUAAGAAAACAGCAUCUGUUAUACAUGUGCUUGUUUGCUUCCUCACUGUUUUGUAUAAUUAAGUCAUUUAAUAUGUGUGAUCUUCCAUAGAGAACUGUGUGUAUGUCUACGUCUACCAUGAGUGACUAAGAAUAGCUUGUAUGCACAUUGUUGCUGAUUGUGAGUUUAUGUAUGAGAAUAUAGUUCAUUUAUGAGUGCACAAAAGAAUGACCAGGAUUUUAUCCCACUGUAUUUAUGUUUGUUUAUUCACUGUUUUGACUUUGCUCUGAAUUAAAAU
Myripristis murdjan (pinecone soldierfish) is the source of this 1425-nucleotide messenger RNA. RefSeq names its product zinc finger, AN1-type domain 6 (gene zfand6). The record is from RefSeq and is a predicted model, not a curated record. Gene Ontology annotation, molecular function: DNA binding; zinc ion binding. Bases 100 to 705 code for a protein of 201 amino acids. The transcript is spliced from 6 exons. NCBI's taxonomy places the organism in Eukaryota, Metazoa, Chordata, Actinopteri, Holocentriformes, Holocentridae.